UUUAGUAAAAGGUCUCCUUGAGAUCACACGGUAACUUCUGCUUCGCACGUUUUUACGCUCGUUGCAAGCCAUAAAUACAAUAAGAACCAUAAUUUAAAUCUAUUGUAAAUAUUAAAAAAUUGUGAUUGUUCAUUAAUUAUAUCAUCAUGAAGGUAGAAUUGAAAGAAUUAGCUAUUGAACUUUACAACGUUGGUGCCAUUAGAACCGGUAGUUUUAUAACGAAAGUUGGACUUGAAACUCCAAUUUAUAUUGAUCUGAGAGUAAUCAUCUCUUACCCACAACUGCUGCUUCGAUUAUCAAAAUCUCUGUGGAGUCUCGUGGACAAUAAAGAUUUUUCACAUGUUUGUGGUGUCCCAUAUACUGCUUUGCCGAUAGCCACGGUAAUUUCUACGGAAUCAAAUGUGCCAAUGAUCAUAAGAAGAAAAGAAGCAAAGUCUUACGGAACGAAAAAAAUGAUAGAAGGUAUUUUCAAAACAGGAGAUACACCAAUCAUAAUAGAAGAUAUUAUAACAAGUGGUUCUAGCAUUAUUGAAACUGUGAAGGAUUUGCAAAACGAAGGUCUUAACGUCACCACUGCUCUUGUUAUUGUUGAUCGAGAACAAGGCGGUAGAGAUAAUUUAGAAAAAGCGGGAAUCACUGUAAAAACACUGUUUACCAUUACACAGCUUCUUGGAUAUUUGUUUGAAUCUAGUAAAUUAUCAGAGGAGUCUUUUAAAGAAAUCAAAGAUUACAUCAACGCAGUUAAAGCUCCAUUGAAAGUACAAGAUGAUAAUAUCCGCUUGAAACAAACUUUCAUGGCAAGAGCCAACGUUGCAAAAAAUUCGGUGACGAGUAAGCUAUUCAAAUUGAUGUCAGAGAAGCAAACGACACUUUGCUUAGCAGCCGACUUUACAGUAUGCCAGGAAAUAAUUGACCUUGCUGAUUUAGCUGGGCCUCACAUAGCAGUUUUGAAAAUACAUGUUGAUAUAAUAGAAGAUUUUGACAAAAGCUUUGUACAGAAAAUAAAGAGCAUUUCUAAAAAGUAUAACUUCUUGAUUAUGGAAGACAGAAAAUUCGCUGACAUUGGACAAGUUGUUUCUUAUCAGUACAAAAAAGGAGUUUACAAGAUUGCUGAAUGGGCUGAUUUGAUAACUGCGCAUCCAGUUCCCGGCAGUGGAAUACUUCAGGGAAUCAAAGAAGGUCUUAAUGAAAUAGCAGAGGACAGAGGCAUAUUUUUAGUGGCAGAAAUGUCUUCAGAAGGAGCACUGACCACAGGCGACUAUGUUAAAUCAGCGGUCGCAAUGUCCAAAAACUCGGAUUUAGUUGCAGGAUUUGUUUGCCAAAAAAAUAUAUUUACAGAUCCUGGACUCAUUCAGCUUACACCUGGCGUUAAGUUAACCAAGUCAUCUGACAGUUUAGGGCAGCAGUAUAAUACUCCCCAAGAUGUUAUUCAUUCUGGAGGAGAUAUAAUCGUUGUAGGUAGAGGCAUAACACAAUCUACGGACAAACUGGCUUCGAUUUUAGAGUACAAAAAAAUUCUUUGGGAAGCUUAUGAAAGCAGAAUCGAGGAUUGUUAACUGUUCAAGAU
Molecule: messenger RNA, 1567 nt
Organism: Copidosoma floridanum
Lineage: Eukaryota; Metazoa; Arthropoda; Insecta; Hymenoptera; Encyrtidae
Gene: r-l
Product: rudimentary-like
Biological process (GO): 'de novo' pyrimidine nucleobase biosynthetic process; 'de novo' UMP biosynthetic process
Molecular function (GO): orotidine-5'-phosphate decarboxylase activity; orotate phosphoribosyltransferase activity
Source: RefSeq, a predicted model, not a curated record